AUGGCCUCUGCAGUCCUCUCUAGCUCGAGCCUCGCUGCUUUGGAGACCAAGUCGGCAUUCACCGGCAAGGUCCCUGCUUCCUUCAAGGCAGCAUCCCCUGCCAAGUAUGUGAACGCCAGGCGCAUUGCCGUGCGUUCACAGCACGAGAACCGUGCCGCAGCUGCUGCUGUGGUUGCUGGUGCUUCCGUGUUCUAUGCUGGCGCAGCUCGUGCCGUGGAGGCUGAGCAGAUCGUGAGCGCUCUUGAUCAGGUGGAGACUUUCUCCCGACAAGCUGCUGACGCCGCCGUUCAGGCCUUCGACGUCGUUAAGAACGUGACUGGCCAAGUGGUGGAUGCCGCUUCGCCUUUCGUGGAGAAGGCCACUCCCGUCGUCAUUGACGUGACGAAGAAGGCCGUCGACGCUGCUACUCCAGUGGCGUCUGAGCUUUCUGGUCAGGCGACCAAGGCUCUCUCGGAGUCCGGCGUUGAAAUCGACCCUAUUAUUUCAGCAGCCAAGACUGCUGUCAACGUUGCUGGUGACGUCACCGAGAAGACCAUCGAUCUCGCGUCCCCCUACGCUCAGGCCACCUUCGAGACCGUGAUCGCUCAGGACCCAGCAGUUCUCGCCGUCGCUGCCGGUGGCCUCGUGCUCCUCUACCUCCUGGCCCCUGCUCUCGGCGGUUCCAUCGCCUAUGCCGCUCGCGGUUACGCCGGAGAGUACACCGCUGCUCAGGCUCUUGACCUGCUGUCCAAGGAGGACUACACUCUGGUCGACAUCCGGUCUGAGGCUCAGAAGGCUCGCUCCGGAACCCCUUCCCUGCCCCGCAACGCCAAGUCCAAGCUUGUGACUGUCCCUGUUGAGGAUGUCGACAGCAAGCUCCGCGGCCAGAUCCGCAACUCGCGCAAGGUCGAGGCCGACAUCACGGCGAUCAAGAUUGCUGCCCUGAAGCGCCUCAACAAGGGCUCCCGCGUCAUCCUGAUCGACUCGAACGGCGACAUCGCCAAGCUGGUCGCUCAGUCCCUGGUCGCUUUGGGCUACAAGAGCACAUGGAUUGUGAAGGACGGUGUUGACGGCGGCAGGGGCUGGGUGCAGAGCAAGCUCGCCACUGAGACUUCCGGCCUUUCCUUCGCUGAGGUGCUCUCCCCCUCCCGCAUCAUCGGCGGCACCGGCACGCAGCGAGUGAAGCCCGGACAGCGCCUCAUCGGCAGCGGCUCGUCGGAGUAA
Closterium sp. Yama58-4 is the source of this 1203-nucleotide messenger RNA. The record is from the annotation of a GenBank genome assembly. Lineage: Eukaryota; Viridiplantae; Streptophyta; Zygnematophyceae; Desmidiales; Closteriaceae.